AGGCGAGUAUGCGAAUGGAACCGAGCAACGAGCCGGACGAAGCAAAUUUUUGGGUUGUAGUUGGCAACGAAGUUGACAAGCAGGAACACCACCAAGACAAAGAAUUAUUGCGAUUUCUGGCUCAAAAACAAAUAUCUUAUCAAUUAUUAAAUAAAGAACAGUUUUCUCGUUAUAGCACCGAUAAAAAAAACCAAGGCAUAGUGGCUUUUAUUCGGAAUUAUGAUUAUGUUUCGCUUGCUUCUUUGUUAUCUUGUAAGCCAAGAGGUAAGUUUCCUUUAAUUAUCAUGUUGGAUGGCAUUGAGGACCCUCAUAAUUUUGGGGCCAUUUUGCGGACGGCUGCGGCUCUUAAUAUUGAUGGAAUCAUUAUUGCCAAAAAAAAUCAAGUUCCAGUUAAUAGUACAGUGGUUAAAGUCUCGGUAGGGGGGGUGGCUCAAAUUCCGGUCUGCCAAGUUGCCAGUCUGCCCGAAGCACUGAAUGAGUUAAAAAAAAACGACUAUCAAAUUAUUGCUACUGUUUGUGAGUCCAGAGCCAUUGAAUACAACAAAUUCGAUUUUAGUUUUCCCAUUUGCUUAAUUUUUGGCAAUGAACACGCAGGAAUUAGAAAAAAUUUAAUCAAAAAAAGCGACAAUUCUCUCUAUAUUCCUAUGAGUAAUAAUAUCGGUUCCCUAAAUGUUUCAGUCAGUUGCGGCAUCAUUUUAGCCCAAGUGGUUUCUCAAUGGGAAAAUCACAGAACAAAAAAAGCGCCAGGAAAUCUUGCAGGAAAGUGUGCGUUUAGCGAAAGAAAAAGUCCCCCUAGACCAACAAAUGUUAUCUUUG
Messenger RNA from Racocetra persica, 816 nucleotides. The record is from the annotation of a GenBank genome assembly. NCBI's taxonomy places the organism in Eukaryota, Fungi, Glomeromycota, Glomeromycetes, Diversisporales, Gigasporaceae.